Molecule: messenger RNA, 2592 nt
Organism: Hydractinia symbiolongicarpus
Lineage: Eukaryota; Metazoa; Cnidaria; Hydrozoa; Anthoathecata; Hydractiniidae
Exons: 4
Coding region: 170-1516 (448 amino acids)
Biological process (GO): positive regulation of Golgi to plasma membrane protein transport
Cellular component (GO): transport vesicle; plasma membrane; trans-Golgi network
Molecular function (GO): connexin binding
Source: RefSeq, a predicted model, not a curated record
UAUAUUUAUUGCCUGUGUGUGCAUGUCCAUUGUUUUAGACGCAAAAUCAAAACAACUACGUCAUGCUGCAACUCAUCUAUAAUAGACGAGUUUCAUUGUGACGCGUGCUGUUUAUAUAAUCCCCAGACCUCUUACGGAAAGCGAAAGGCAAAAUCAUGCAGCCAGUGAGAUGUGGACCAGUCCAUACCAGACUUUAUUUUCAGCACUAAAAAUGACUGAUGCAGAGGAGAAACCUAAUAAACAAGGCGUUGAUGUACAAGAAGAUGACAUGGAAGACCAAGAAGAAAUGGAAAGUAGUGGUGGUAAUGGCGAAGUACCUAAAACAGAAACAAAACAAUCAGUUUCAGAAUAUCAAAAGGAACAGAAGCAACCAAAAUUAAACAAAAAAGAAAGCUUAAAAGAAUUUCUGGUCAUGAAAGGUGAAAAUGAGGAAGAAAUUACGUUGGAAAAUGAAGGACUUGAUGAUGUGAUUGAUAAAGAUGAGAGCAGUUUAACAGAUGAUGAGAGGAUGCUAUUGUACGAAAAAGCGAUGAGUUUCAAGAAUCGCGGCAACAUUAAACAUGCUUUACUUUGUUUUCUUGGUUGUUUAAAAGGCUUGAAGCCAUCUUCAAAGUCAAGAUUUACCAUGCUGCCUCAGUGUUUGACACAUGUGUCAGAAAUAUACGCUGUAGCAGGGGACUACCAGAAGGCUGUUGAGUUUAUGCAAGGAACUAAACUGUAUUACGAAACAGCUAUUAUCGAAGCUGGAAUACAAGUAGAUCAGUACAAAAAAGAAACUGGUACCAAAUACCAUCCAUUGGAUUUAGAUCCGUGUUUAGAUGAAGCAAGGCGAGCAAAUGAAUAUGAAAGAUUAUCGAAUUCUUGUCUCAAGCAAGGAAAGUUCCAAUUGGCUUUGGAAUAUUGUGGAAAAGCAACCAAGUUGCGGCAACAGGUUUAUGGAGAUAAGCAUCACCUCACUGUUAAAACCCUGGACCUGUUUACCUUGAUAUAUGCCGAGAUGGGUAAAAGUCAAUAUUCCGAAGCUAUGAGUAAAUAUGCUGAUAUUGCAAAAACUUUAAAAGAAUCACAGCAAGAAGAGGAAAUAAAGAAGGAGAAUCAAGAGAGUCUGCAGAAUGACAAAAACUCUAACAAAGAAGUAGAACAAAAAGAAGAAAAUGAAGUAGAAAAACAAGAAGAAGAAAAAGAUACAAGCAUGGCUGAGAAAGUCGAUGAGAAGACAGAAAGAAAAACUGAACCAGCGGAAGACGAGGAAAAAGAUAUCUUGACAACCCAAAGAAACCAUAUCACUUUCUCACAGAAAGAAGAGUCCAGAAAUGCUUCCCUACGACAAAUCACAAGCUGUCAGUUUUUCAUCUUCUUCAUAUUCUCUGCAUUUCUUGCAAUUCUUCUCACCAUGAUUUGGUGUCAUGUAACAGAAUCACAAGCUUGUCCUUCUCAGAAGUACAUCUACACGCAAGCCAGAUAUUGGUAUUACUUCUACUUCAAAACAGCGGCUACGAACGAGAGUUUUUACUGAUGGUAAUUUGUCCGCCCGUUUCCAGGUGCAUUGAAGUUUCUGUUUGGAUUGGAAUAUUCCGUUAUUUGAUGGUAUAGCUAUUUUAUUCUUUUUUUGAAAACAUGACUGUGUUUUAUUUACUCGUUUUUCCAUUAUUUAUCAGACCGAUUUUUUUUUAUCUUUUGCUAUACGAUCUUUCUGCGAUUUUUUAGAUAUUUAUUAACAGAGGAUGAAUAUAUUUAUAUAUGUUUUUCAUACCAUUUAUGCUUGAAUUAUUAUUUUUUCGUGCAAAAUUUUUAUGUUACCUUACUGUUUCGAUGGGAGAAUCGUUGAGCAUUAUUUUAUUCAAUUUCGACAAAGUGGCACUCGUUAAAUAUUAGUAUUUUUGCGCCCACUGUGCAAGCAAUUUUUAGAUACACGCUAAAAUCUUGUGAACUUCAGGUUUGACAGUAGUAUUCUUGGAAUCAAAACUUUUGAAGUAUAAUAGAGUUUAAAGAAUACCUUAUCUGGGAAUUGAAAUGUAGGCGCAACAUUUAAGCGAUUGAGCUUCUUCAUGAAAACUUAUGAGGUAGAAACAACCUAACCUAUGAAAAUAAAUUUGCAUAAAAGCAGAAGAUAUCAUUCGCAAUGUUUUCUUCCGUGUUUUACUCUAUUCCCGCGUUCUUGAGUUGUCUGUAAAUUCAGGAUAAAAUUCCACUUACACUUAAAUUAUAGGAGACAUUCGAGGUUACUCUUUCGCAAUUCUUGAUUCCGUAAUUUCAAUAAAAAUCUGCAAUUUUUUCCCGCAUUUUGCGCAAUUCUUGAGGUCGUAUUCGCUUAUUAACUUAUAUUUUACAGUCAAUUUUUUGCAGACUAUUUCCUCCCUGGAGAUUUGCUUAGGCCUUACCUUUUAACCGAUGCAAAAUAAGUUAUAUGCCAAGCACCGAUAUGCUCGCCGUUAUUGGAUGUGUUACUUGAUGAUUUAGUGUCUUAGUGCCAAAAGGUCUUUUAGAUUUUUAAAUUUAGAUAGCUGGUGUGUAUAUUUUCUAGAUUGUAUGAUUUUUAUUGUUAAAAGAAGAGUUUGUAUAUAAUUUGAAAUAAUAUAUUUAGUAACUUUA